Molecule: messenger RNA, 1512 nt
Organism: Ogataea polymorpha
Lineage: Eukaryota; Fungi; Ascomycota; Pichiomycetes; Pichiales; Pichiaceae
Exons: 1
Coding region: 1-1512 (503 amino acids)
Biological process (GO): dipeptide transport; tripeptide transport; allantoate transport
Cellular component (GO): plasma membrane
Molecular function (GO): dipeptide transmembrane transporter activity; allantoate transmembrane transporter activity
Source: RefSeq, a predicted model, not a curated record
AUGGAAGUCGAAAACGGCCAGCCAUUAACGACGAUCAUCUCCCCAAGAGGAAAGAUUGUCCAAAUCACUGACGAUGUUGACCAGGCUAUGGAUUUGGCCCAGGAGGCCGACCACCAAGUAUUUUCUGAACAGGAAGACAGAAAAUUACUCUUCAAGCUUGACUGCAUCGUCCUUCCUCUUUUCUCGUUUCUGUACAUGAUCCAGUUCAUGGACAAGACGUCGAUCGGAUUUGCAGCAGUCAUGGGGAUACAGACUGAUUACAACAUGGAGGGACAGAUGUACUCAUGGACCAACUCUUGCUUCUAUCUUGGAUAUUUGUGUGCGGCGCCGUUUUCUGCGAUUCUUUUACAAAAAUUACCGAUUAUCAAGGCAGUUAGCACUUUUAUUGUCAUCUGGGGAAUUAUACAAUGUUUGCAUGUUAGUGCAAAGUCCUACGCUACGUUUGUUCUUCUUAGAACAUUGCUUGGAGCCCUUGAGUCUUUUGUGUCUCCCAUCUUUGUUGUGAUACUUAACCAGUACUACAGACACACUGAACAUUUUGGCCGGACCGCAAUUUUCUAUGGAUUCAAUGGUCUCGGCACUGUUGUCCUUUCUGGCAUUUCCUAUGGCCUUUUUGAAAGAUCUGGACAAUACACCAUGAAGGCUUAUAAGGUGUUGUUCAUGAUUAUUGGUAUGGCCACUAUUGUGAACGGACUGUUGAUCAUGCUAAUCAUGCCAGAUACUCCAGCACAGGCCAGAUUCUUGACUCACAGAGAAAAGCUCAAUGUGGUGGAGAGAAUCAGAGGAAACAAUCAAGGGUUUGGUAACAGGCAUUUCAAGAAGCACCAGCUGAUCGAAUGUGUCACGGACGUGAGAACCUGGAUCUAUUUUGCCAUUGGAAUUCUAGUGGCCAUCCCCAACGGAGGUAUCAGUGGGUUUGGAACUAUUUUGCUCAAGUCCAUGGGAUAUUCCUCCAUCCGGUCCUUGCUGAUUAAGGCACCUCUGGGAGGUGUGGAGUGCGUGGGUCUUAUUGCUUUGAGAUACCUAUCCAUCUUCAUCAAGAAAAGAAUGAUUUUGGGUAUUUCGUACAUGGUGCUGGUCGUGAUCGCAUCUUGUCUGCUUGCCUUUGCUGCACAGGAAAAAGCACAGCUUGCUGGCUACUACCUGCUCGGAGUGGCUCCUGUUGGUAUCAUUUUGGUCACGUCAUGUGUCACCUCCAACACUGCUGGACACACCAAAAAGCUCGUCGCAAAUGCCAUCUCGCUUGUUGGCUACUCAUGCGGAAAUAUCAUUGGGCCUCAAACUUUCCAGUCCUCAGACGCACCACACUAUCCAAAGGCCAAGGCAACUGUUGUUGGAUGCUACUGUGGAGCAAUUGUACUGAUGAUCGUACUCACAGUGCUAAAUGUCACAGAGAAUCGUCGCAGAGAUAAGCAAAGAGAGAAAAUGGGUGACAAGUAUAAGCCAGUUGAGAACAUGGAGUUUGCCGAUUUGACGGACGGUCAAAACCCAGAGUUCCGUUAUCGUAUAUAA